AUGAAGGUUUUCCGUGGCCAGAAGAAGUAUGAAGAUAACAAAUCAACCCCUUUCUGUUUAGAUGUACGGGCAGCCCUAGAUAAACAUGGUUGCCUGCAGGAAUGGCUGUACUGGAAAGAAAAUUGUUACCGAGCUUUUCUGUAUCGUCGUAAUUUUGAUAAGAGUGAAGAAGAGUGUGUCUAUUAUGGCGGCCAUCUUACCAGUAUGAAGGGGUCAGAAGAACACAAAUUCUUGAAAGCUCGCGUCAUUAAUGGGAUUCAAGACAAUAACUUCUGGAUCGGUCUGGUGAAAGAACAAAACCACAGUUUAGUGUGGACGGAUGGAACGCCAUUUUUAUGGCAGGUGCCCGACGAGAAGUUAUUUUUCUCCCGAUGUGUUCUUCUGUCAAAUGGCUAUUGGCUGCCUGCUGGUUGUCUUUUAAAACACUACUUCAUCUGUAAGAUCCCGCCAGCAAACACGCCUACUACCACCCCUACAACUACACAAACUACUACGCCGACAACCACGCCUUCUACCACACCUACAACUACGCCUACAACCACACCGACUACUACACCAACAACCACGCCUACAACUACACCAACAACAACACCAACUACCACGCCCACAACUAGCACACCUACAACUACGCCUACAACCACACCUACUACUACACCAACAACCACGCCUACUUCUACGCCAACAACAACACCAACUACCACGCCUACAACUACGCCCACAACUAAACCAACUACCACACCCACUACCACUAAGAGUUUACCGGUGUCAACUACUUCCAAAAGUUACGAUUUCCUGAUCGUCACCCCACCUAAAAACCGUGAUAAGACAAUCGUUGAUAACCGCCCUAGCGCUGUAGGUAUUGGACUGUUAGGAGUAGGGUUUUUACUCGCCAUUCUCUUACUGGCAGUCAUUUCAGACAUCCCCACGUUCUACAGGCAUCUUAAAUGGAUGGUAGAAAACAUCAGCAGUCGUUGGGAUUCGGACGACUCCACUAAAGAAUCCCAAGAACUCACGUCAAUGUGGGUGACACGCAAAAUCAGACAUGUCGAGUAA
Molecule: messenger RNA, 1053 nt
Organism: Lottia gigantea (owl limpet)
Lineage: Eukaryota; Metazoa; Mollusca; Gastropoda; Lottiidae
Exons: 5
Coding region: 1-1053 (350 amino acids)
Source: RefSeq, a predicted model, not a curated record